AGAAAAGUGCAAAAUAAAUAAACCGAAUAUGAACAUCCGUGUUAAAAUUUUAUUAGGAGAAGAACAUAUCUUUGAAAUAUUGCCUUCGGACACAGUACUACAGGUAAAACAAAAGAUUUUCGAUCGUUUGGGCAUUGAAGUAGCUCAUCAGGUAUUAUUGUAUUUAGGAAAGGCACUCACAGAUGAGAAUGAAAUCAUCUUUUAUCCAGGCAUUAAAGAUGGCAGCAAGCUAGUUCUUGUGCGAAAGAAUUUGCAAACGUCACGUAGUAAAAAUGGAGUAUACAAAUUUAAACAAGAAAUGCUAAAAGUACUAAAAACAUAUUAUUCAGAAGCUGAUGCUUUAACGAUAGCGAAUGAAACUACGAAAGAUCUGCAAAAUAAAGUAAAUCAUCUUAGCUAUGACGAUUUGGAAAGGUUAGCAACGGCACUGAUUCAUGAUCAAGAAAAUAAAUUUUAAUUUAUUAUUUGAAAUACUUAAUUUUUAAUAAGUCAUUUUGUUAUAUCAGUGUAACAUUACCUUAUCUACCUGAUUUUGUUUAUAAUACAAUUUGUUUAUGAUACA
Ceratosolen solmsi marchali is the source of this 562-nucleotide messenger RNA. RefSeq names its product ubiquitin-like protein 4A. Gene Ontology annotation, molecular function: protein-folding chaperone binding. Gene Ontology annotation, cellular component: BAT3 complex. The transcript is spliced from 3 exons. NCBI's taxonomy places the organism in Eukaryota, Metazoa, Arthropoda, Insecta, Hymenoptera, Agaonidae. The coding region runs from base 29 to 457 and encodes 142 amino acids. The record is from RefSeq and is a predicted model, not a curated record. Gene Ontology annotation, biological process: tail-anchored membrane protein insertion into ER membrane; post-translational protein targeting to endoplasmic reticulum membrane.